UAAAACAACAAACUUUUGAAGCAACCCGUAUUGUAACAUGGGUCGGGUUAGCAAGACCCGUUUGAUUCUUGAGCAAUUUUAAUCACAAGCAGAAAGCAGCUUCAAGCCUUCAAGUUAAUGCAUGAAAGAAGACACAGAAAGAUGCUUGCUUUACUGGGCACAAAUGACUGCGAGAGUGAUGGGUCUUGUAACGGGUCUUAUGGCUUUAAUAGAUCUAAUAGCUUGGAGGAAAAUGGAUCCAGUGUUUCAGAUGGGUCCAACGGUUUAAAGCAGUCUAAUGACUCGGAUGAGUUUAGUAGGUGACAUGGAUUUAAUGCUUCAGGUGGGUCAGUAAAAUGGAUGGGCGCAUCGUACUCGAAGAGGAGCAUAUAUGCACACUGCCUUUUGGAUUCCGAUAUAAAUGUUACAGUGCAUUGCAUAUGUGUCUCGCAAAAUUGCACUAUUGCAAACAUUCACCUAAGCUGUGGCUGGUUCAGCUCCACAAAGGUGAUUAACACCAGUUUCUUUUCCGGACUCGGUAUGAAGAUUGCCUUGUAUAAAAGAUCAACCCCAUGGUCUUUGCCAGUCCAUUACUUUCCGGUAUGCAAAUACCUAUACUCUCUCUUGCUUCUGUUAUUUGCUUCUGAUUUAUGUUACUUGCUCCUGUUCCAAGUAACUAAACUUACGAUAAUAUAGCAAGUCAUAUGUAGGUCUAUGCGUGUGUGUAAACUGUAACGCUGACAUGAAUAUAUUUUAGCUGCUAAUCGAGAAACAACUUAAGUAAAAUGGUGAUUAAUAUUAAAAUCUUUUCAUUUCUAACCAUCGAACAUCAGGUAUUAUACAUAACUCAUAGCUCAUAGACCUGGCACAAGUGGAGUGUGUUACAGGGUGCGUGACAACAUACACUCUCCAGUUGUAGGUGGUCUAUAUACUAGUCAACCCAACUUGUUAAAUUUGUUAUAUUCCUACUAGUUCCGAACCCUUACCAAAAUGUAAAAAACAGAGGAUUAUACUACUGAGCCAAGUCACCUGUCAAUGUAAUGCCAACAGUCUCUUUUAUUGUAAUUUAAGGGCCUGAUACAUUUUGAAGCUUCCACUUUCUGGAAGUUAAUAUUCGGUAUAGUCGUAUAGAAAGCUAAAACUCACACAAUCCAUAGGUUUUGAACUAUGAAUUGUAGACAUUCUUGAGAUGAGCCAGCGUCGAACCCAGGACAACAGAGGAUAAACCCUUAACCAUUGGGCUAUCCAAUCGUGCUCAUUAUUAUUAGGUAAAUUAAAUUUUUGGUCCGUGGACUAUUGAUGUUUUUAUUCUUUAGAUCCCUGAACUAAAUAUUCUGUUUUUUUGGGUCACUUAACUUCUCCGCUUUUUGAUCUAAGUCUUUCCGUCAAAAAGGUCCUAACGACGUUAUAAUCAGGAAACUAGGGUUUUUGAUGUUCAUACGGAUCAAAGCAAUUGUGAAGUUGUUAGUGACAUCCAAACUUAAAGUUCAGGUAGUCAAAUUGAAGUUGAAUCACUAGCGACACUCAUAUGACACCAAUUUUAUGGUCCAAUUUAGGAUUUUUUGAAUUAAAUCUAGUUUGUGAAUAUUGGUGUCAUAUGAGUGUCGCUAGCGAUUCAACUUUCAAUUUGACUACUUGAACUUUAAGUUUGAAUAUCACUAACACCUUCAAAUUGCUUUGAUCCGUAUGAACAUCAAGAGUCUUAGUUUUCUGAUUAUAACGCUGUUAGUAUCUUUUUGACGAAAGGACUUGGAUCAGAAAACAGAAAAGCUAAGUGACCUAAAAACGGAAUCUUUAGUUCAGGGACCUAGACAAUAAAACGUCAAUAGUUCAGGCACCUAUAAUUUAAUUUUCCCAAAAAAGUAACAAUAUCAUUUGGAGAAUUACAAGGUAAAGGAUAAAAGCAAGAAUACAAUUCUCAAUAUAUAAUUACGAUUAAAUGCACAUUUAAAGAAAGUUUGUUAAUACUCUGCGGCUUAAUCAGGCAAAUAUUUCUUCUAUUAUAUCAUUAUGUAUCAAUAUAUCAUACCAAUUUGAGUUAUAUGCUCUGCUGAAAUCAGAAUUCAGAAUUAAACUAUCAAAUGAUACAAAAGUAACAAAAAUGAAUGAAGGCUAUGACAAAGGGAUUUCGAAUUUGAGUGAAGGAAACUCAUCCACCAAGAUUCUUGUCAUAUCAUCACAUGUCACUAAAAAUUUCAUUUUAUCUUCUGACAAACAAUAUGUACCUUUGAGGAAUCAAAUUCACUGAACCGGACUAAUGAGUUUUGAGGUAGAGCAAGGUAAAUAAAUGGCGGGAACUUCAAAAUAAUUUCCUUUGCGUGUUCCCAAGUUUUCUGAAGGAGAGGAAAGAAAUCGUUGAUUUGAAAGGAUUAACAAAUUUGUUAUAAAGAUUGAUAACGAUUUCUAAAAUUAUAAGAACAUAGAUGCUUAAAUUUAUUUUUCCACCCCUUCAAAUCUUUCCAUUUUCUAAGAGGAAAGUGUUGCAGAGAAAAACACUCCUUUCUCUCUUCUCUAAUUUUCCCCGGAUCAAAUUUCGGAGCGCAACGUAGAAGAAUUUACCCAAGAAGAUACUUUAGAAGUCUCUCAAACACGUCUUAUUCAACAUCCUCCUAAUUGAUCAACAGAAUUGGUCCUCCAUUUCUUUUGAAUUACAUUAAUCCCUCAACCGGCCCAUGGUUUUUUUUUUUUAAAUUCAAGACCAAAAUGUGUCUAACAAGGCUUAUGAAUACUACGUCUUGUUUAAAGUCUCUACCUACUACAUGUUGCAUUCUGUGAUCAGUAUAAUAUACGAGUUUGGUUUCAAUGUCGGGGAGUAGCAACAAAGAUUGGUCGAAUAUCAUAUCGUCUGAUGAUUAACUAUCGAUUAUAAAGGAAUGGAAAUCUCCUAAGGUAGUUAGUUUUUGGCAGCUGCUAUAUCUAUAUCAAGAAUUUAUUUUUCCAUCCAAGCUGAAGCUGUCAUUAAGAGUGACUGUCUAGAAAUCAUGCUCUGAAGCAAAGGUUAAAUUCUCUAUUAUCCUUCCUAAUUUUAUUAAGUAGAGUUUUCCUAAGAUUGUUUUUGCUAUUGUGGUGAUUGCUCAUUAAGUUACAAAAAUAACAUUUGGUAGAGUAACCAGCGAAUUUCUUAUUAUUUUGAAGCAUUUAAUUUGGUGGGCUUAUUGUAAAAAUCUUUGCUAUGCCGAUUUAGUAAUUCCCUUACAGUUUGAUGAUAGAUAUUUCUAGUUAAUGAACUUAAUGUCAAGCUGUUAUACACCAAUUAAGCAUGCAUUUGUCAAAAUCUGUGGUUAAUUUAUCGAAGCUCCAUUUUCCCUUCCUGAUAAAGUUCGACUUUAGUCGCCUUCUAUAAUAAACUUGAUAUUAUCUAAAUAGUUCUUAUAAUCACACCCAUCAAUUGAAUACAUAUAUAUAGGAGUUUCAGUAGUGCUUAAAUUAUUUCGUAUGUAUGUUUAGCUCCAUCUAGCUUCCUCGUCUAGUUUGUUGCCAUAUUUCACCUGUGAGUGAAUGAAUGGGCGCAAAAUUUGAUGUUCAAUCGAGAAAUUCUUAGGUUUGUCCAUGUGGUACAGUUGAAUGGAAGAACAAAGCAGACUCUGAACAAUGUACUCAUUAGCAAAUCAUAUUAAUGUAAUUCAGGAUAAGUUGAAAGGACUCAUAAUAAUUUAUAAUAUGGUACAUUAGAAGUGUGCAAGUUCACCAAAAAACCAUAAAUGCUGGCAACUAGCAAGGAAGGCUUACCUAUUAAUAUAUCUGGAACAUAAAUAAAAUAAACUGCCAAAUUGCACAUUUCAUAUAUGGUACUAUAAAGAAAUAAUAUUGCAUUAAUAGGCUAUAUAAUUCAUUUAUAGUACCUAAUUGGGGCUUUAUGUUGGUAGAAAUCAUGGAGUACUCCCCAAAUUCCGAUCCAGAGUAUGUUCCUAUCCACCGAUUAAAGAGAGAAGACGCCACAUUUGGUUCUUAGUGACAAAUUUAAUCUGCAAAUUUGAAAUAUCCAUGACCCUCUGUUAACUUCUAGGGAGCCCAGAGCCCUCCAUUUUUAUGAUCGAGAGAUGAAGUCUGCAUUUGUGAUGUAGGUUGUACCUUAGAAAUGCUAGAUAAAAAUAGUUAAAGUAGAUAGCAUAUUGGGUUUUAUGAUUUAUGAGAUACCUUUAGAAUGACAAUUAAGUCAAAAAAGGUUGGGUAUCAAAAUGACAACCAACUCAUAAUUUAUUAAUUCAUGUUAUGUUAUUUGUUCUCAAAAAAUCUCAAGGUGUAAAGGGAAAGAUAUUUUACUAAGAUCAUUAUAUUCAACCCCUCGAAAAGCUCAUUUUUUGUCGAAUAUAGGGGUGGCAGGGAGUCGAACUCGAUCGCCAGCUUGAUACCAUGUUAAGUGACCAGUUCACCUGAAACUCAAAGUAUUAGGAAAAAGCUUAUUAUCAGAAUCAUUAUAAUCUAACAAUUCAUAAUAGUCUUUAAUGAAUUCAAAAUAAAAAAUUGAAACCACUCAUGAGUGGCUUAGUGUGCGAGCACUCAUUUCACUUAAUUAACCCUUGUUAACAAUUCUUCUUUAAAAAAAAACUUUUGCAACCAUUUAUGCUAUAUUAUUAAGCCGCAUCAUUAAAUCUUUGGUUGCCGGAACUUUAGGUGGGCUUAUAUAGUUAAAAUAUGGAUUCGUUUGGGCGGGGUUCAAUACUAAAAAUAUGCUAUUAUAAAGAUAAAACUGAAAUUGUAACAUAUGGAAUGAUAAGUCUUUGGGAAAGAUUGAUAAAAAGUACUCUAAAAGUAUAUUUGAUCGAGUUAAGAAAGGAUAGCUUUGUAAUAAUAACAUUGAUGCUCCCUCUGUCCCUCUCAUUUCUUUACACUUUUUUUUAACUGCUUGACAGGAUUUUAAGGUAUAUACUCCCUCCGUCCCAAAAAGAUUGAGCUUGUUAGACUUUCACGGAGAUUAAGAAGAAGGUAGUAAAAAAGAGUAAAUUUAGUUGAAAAGUGGGUAAAGUGGUGAGACCCAUCAAAAUUUAAUAAUAGAUUUGAGAUAGUGGAGGAAAGUAGUAGGUGUAAUAGUGUUUAUUUAAUAAAAAAAGAGUAUAAAAUAGGGAAGUAGUGGGUGUAAUAGUGAAAAGUAGUGUUCAAAAAUAGUAAGUAUAAUAGGUUCAUUCUUUUGGGACGUUCCAAAAAGUAAUAAGGGUCAAUUAAAAUGGGACGGAGGGAGUAUAAGGUAUAGGUUCACAACUUUUUUUAAAAAUUUCUUGCUCUUUAUAAAAAUUUAAUCAUUAAACUUUUAUUCAAAAGAAAGAAAAGUUUAAAAUAAUUUAUCAAACUAUAUUUUAUGAGAUUCUUAAAAUACGUGCCGAGCCCCCGUCCCCAAUGUAAACAAUUGAGGGGGACGGAGGGGAGUACUACAUAAAAAUAUAUGGAUUAAAUAAUAUAUAUUUAAAUUAAAGAAAAGAUAAUACUUACAAUUAAAUCUUAAGUAGUAUGUAAUCAUAUUAAACAUAUUCGACUUAAUAAUAAUUUCUUUGGUAUACACAAGUUAUAUACUUAUUUAUCCACAUAUCAAAAUCCUCCAAAAAUAUAUAAUUUUCUUAAUUAUACAAUAAUGUACAUGCCCGUGAAAGUUUCCAAUAUAUUGAUACAAAACAAGUUCUAAAACUAAAAUGCUAAAAUUUAUUAUCAAUGUAUAAAAUAGUAAAUUAUUACUGCAUACAUGAUUUUCCUAAUUCUAGAAUCUUCCUAGAAAUAAUUAAGCUAAUAACUAAUAACAAUUUACACUUGUAUAUAAAUAAUAAUUAAUUAAUAUUCAUGUACAAGUUUGUUUAAUGUCACAGUGUCAGGCAUGUGACGAGAUAUCCAAAAAUACAGAAGAAUUAUGAUUAAGGUAAACAUCACAUGAUACUAAAAGAAAAUUGACCACUUGAUCGAAGGGUAUCUAAAUUUCAUUUGCGCACACACAUAUACUUAAUUUUUUUUAUGCCAUUCUUUUUUGGAGAAAGUGGUAUUUUUAGUAAAAUCUUGAAAUCUUAUUCUCAUUAUAGUAUUCUCUUAUGUAUGGAAUUAACCACAUUUAUAAAAUAUUAUCUCGAGGCAUAUGAAUUAUUUGUUGAAAAAAAACGAAACAUGUAGGUAAAUAACUAAGUGCCAACUACUUUUUUUUAUCACAUUAAAUUAUACAAAUUAGGCGAGAAGAGUCGAAACCGAGACCACUUUUUUGACCGAAAUCUGAUAUCAUGUUAAGCAAUCAACACUCCUAAAAUCUUAAUGUGGCAAGAGGUGGGCUUAUGUGGUAGAACCUUUGUAUAGUAUUACUCAAUAUAAAAUUAACCUCCUUGUAAUAAAUUAAUAACACAAGUUUAUGGUUCAAACUCUGUGUAAUAAUAAUCUCUUUUUAGGACCGUGUACUCGAAAUUAUAUUCUUACAAUUUCCCUCACUCGAAAGCCUGUUUCUAGGUGGACAGCAGGUUACGGGUGCGCAUCCCGGGGCAAUAAUUUGUCUUUAUGUCCAUUAUUAAAAUGAGAAUAUUGGGAUUGGGACUCUGAGAUUUAAUUAUUACAGUAAUAAAGGUGGCCCAUUGAUUUUUAUCACUUAAAUACAAUUGCUUAAUAAUAGAAAACUAGCUUAUAACCCGUUCCAUGCACGGGUGAUUUAUAAUUUUUGUAAUUUUAUCAUUUAUAUUUUAAAUUUAGUUGAAACCAAUCAUACUGACUAAUUUUUUAAAUAUUUGGCUUAAUUGAUAAUAAAAAGAUUUAUUAGAACAUGUUAUAUAUUAAGGAGACCCAUAGAAUAAUACCGACCGGCUGAUAAAAGUUGACCAACCAAUAAAAUAUUUAAUAUUACAGUUUUAAUAGAACAAUAACAAUAAUAAUAAUAAUGAUAAUAAUAAUGAUAAUAAUAAUAGUAUAGUAUAGUAUAAAUAGAUUGUAUAGACUAUGAUACUACUUUUAAAGUGACCCGUGUCAUACACGGGUGAUCUAUAAUAUUUGUAAUUUAUCGCCUAUAUUUUAAAUUUACUUGAACACAAACCGGUUAUACUGACCGAAUUUUUAAAUAUUUUAACUUAAUUGAUAAUAAAAAGGUUUAUUAGAAUACAUUAUAUAUUAAGGUAACCCGUAGAAUAAUAUUGAUCGGCUGAUAAAACUCGACCGACUGAUAAAAUUAUUAAUAUUUCUGUUUUAAUAGAACAAUAAUAAUAAUAAUAAUAUAUGUACAGUAUAGUAUAAAUUGAUGGUAUAGAUCUAUGAUAUUACUUUUAAAGUGAUGACAUGGAGUAGCAAAAAAUAACAUUAAUGUAUUUAGUUGAAACAUAUCACCGGUGGUAAAUUAAUAAUUAUAUAACAUAAUAUUAUAUUUUUUUUAUAUGUAUGUUGCAUGUGUAUUUUUAGAAAAUCAGUUUUUGGUUAGGAAUCUGAAAAAGAUAAUGUGUUUUAGUUAAAAAAAGGUAACUGCUAUGUUGUCCAAUGUUAUUAUUAGAAAAUUGAGUUUUUUUUACUUGAAAAUAUUAAAAAGGUAAUAGCUUUUUUUGUUAAAAGGGAUACUUGAUUAUAUAAGUAGGCCCAUAAAGCCCAACUACGACCAACCAAACUUUUAAUGUUUGGGCUUUAAUAGUAUAUAUUAUAGAUAUUAAUAUCUUGUCAUUUAUAGCAUAUAUACUUUUGUAUAAUUUGAUUACUUUAGAAAAAUAUUAUACCUUAACAUUGAUUUUGUUCCGUGGAAAUAAUAGCUGGAUAUUCAUAUUGAACAUUAAGUUCCAAUUUAAAUCUACACAAUCCGCAAGAUUCAAAUUAUUCUUACGUAAUUAAAAAAAUAUCUAUAUCUACUUAACAAAAAAAACAAAAAGAAGGUCUAAAUUCACUUAUCCCAAAACUAAAAAUGUAUGUCUAAUUGUGUUUUCAGGGUAUAAGUGUUAUGUUAUCUUUCAAAAAUUGUUCUCAGAGAAGCAGAAGAACUUUAGCUAAAAAAUUGUUCUCUCAAAGAAGCAGAGGAAAUUUAGCUUGAGGUAUGCAGCGAUGUAAGUUAAUAGUUUUUUUUUUUGCUGCGGAGCAUUUUACUUGGUUUAUGUGUGUGCAUCUGGUUUUCUGUUUGUUUAUUCUCUAUGAACAGAUAUUACCUGUGUUAUAUUUUUUUGGUUUUACAAUCACGACAUCAUCUCAGAUGUUUCCAAAUUGCCAUCUCUGCAGAAGAUGUAAUGCAUAUUCCAAUCUAUAAGUCUUUGACUUUCUCUCUCUCUUUACCUAUCUCGAUUGUACGUUACUCUCUAAUUUUACUUUUAAGAUUUGUCAGGAUAGUAUUGUCCACAGAUACCACCUCAGCAGCAUUCAAUGGCUCUAUCACAAUCAAAAUUGAAUUUGUCUACAGUGUUUAUAUCUUCUGGUUGUUAUUUUAGUCUUGUAUAAAGUGAAAGCCAUUCUUUUUAUUUGAAACCCAAAAAGCCUUCUUUCUAAUGCAUCAAGCUGUGCCUUUGUUUGCAUGAACUUGAACUCAUUGCUACUCAAGGUAGGUACUAAUCCCAAUUUUUUCAUUUUAUUUUAAUAAUUUUUAUCCUGCAUUAUCUUAUAUGUUUAAUGAUUUUGUUAUAUUUUUUUUCCUGACUCUAUUGUAUAUAUGUAACACAUCUCUGGUUGGAUUUUCUGUCUUUCUUCCACCUUGUCGAGGUCCUUCGGGGGUCAUUUAACCUUGUGCACAACUACUACUAAUCGAUUUGUUUGUUUUCUUUCCGGAUUGGAUAUUCGUUAAAUAAUAUUUUUCUAAGCCUGUCAGUUCUUUUAUUCAUCUUGUGUUUUUGUUGGGGUUUGGGGGGAGGGGGGUUUGUUGUUUUACAGGAAAGAAGAGUCUUUCGGUUGUCCGGGUUUCAUAAAUCGCUCUUUAAUUAGCAUGCUGAAUUUUACCUCUAAUUGAUUUGGGAUGGGUGGGAAAAAACAUAACUACAAUGCCUGGGAAGAGAGAACUAUUUCUGAGGUCAAUGUCGAAUAUCACUUGAGAUCUUGUUCAGGAAAUUCACUGCUUGCUGCUGUUGGUAAUGAGAACAGAAAAGGACAGAUGACGUAUGUAGUUGCGAAGGAGUAUCUUGAGGCUUUUGGGUCGAAUGCAACCAUUAAUGCAUAUACACGGUGGAGAAACCGGGACGAUGUAGUGCAGUGGCUCAUAUCAUUGGUGAGAAAUGAUGACUCGCCGCCCGCUAUAUCAGAUUUCGACCUUGUUCCAAAGAACAAUGGUCAUGGUUCAAGUAUAGAUGAAGAGGAGAAGCCUGCCCAGGGAAAUCCUAUAAAGAGCUUUCCUAAGAAGUUAAGGAGUAGCUUAGUGCACCAGAAACACGAUACUGGCAGGUCAAAUGCAAUAAAUCUAGUCCCACCAAAAGAAGCAACAGCAAGUGAACCAACCGGUAUACAAGCUCGGGAACCAAAGCCCCAUCAGCCGCUAUCAUUUCAGGUUGGUGGAAAAAUAGAAAUACUCUGUGAGGAUAGUGGCAUGCGUGGCUGUUGGUUAAUGUGCAAGAUCGUGAAAGUUUCAAAGAACAAUUUUAAAGUUCAGUACAAUGACGCAGAUGAUGUAGAAAGAUCGGGCAAGCUAGAGGAAUGGGUUUCUGCUUCAAGACUCGCAGCUCCUAAUAGGCUGAGCUUGAGACGCUCAGGCAGACCUAUUAUUCGCCCGUGCCCUCCUAAAGAACCUUCCAGUCAGUUUUUUGAGGUUGGGGCAGCGGUUGAAGUAUGGUGGAACAAAGGAUGGUGGGAAAGUUUUGUUCUUACCGGAGUCACCCUCAGUAGCAACAAUGAUAGUUACCAUGUUUUCUUACCUGGUGAGAAAAGGUUCUUGACUGUUCACAUCAAGGAUAUGAGGAUUGCUAAAGACUGGAUUGGCAAGAAAUGGGUUGCUGUAAAGCCACAGCCUGAUGUUCUCUCAGUCAUACACUCGUCUUUCAACCAAACUGAGGAAUAAGUUCUUUACAAUUUUCAAAAUAUUACCGUUUCAAACUUUUUCAAUAAGUCAGUUCUGCAGUUCAUGCAUGGAGCAAAAUGUUUUGUCAUAUACAAUUUACCAAGACAUUGUUAUCAUUAAAUGAGUAGAAUAUGACUACAUACAAUAAGAUCUCUCGUUUAUGCU
Messenger RNA from Daucus carota subsp. sativus, 10042 nucleotides. RefSeq lists its product as uncharacterized. Bases 8846 to 9877 code for a protein of 343 amino acids. The record is from RefSeq and is a predicted model, not a curated record. Lineage: Eukaryota; Viridiplantae; Streptophyta; Magnoliopsida; Apiales; Apiaceae. The transcript has 6 exons.